Messenger RNA from Paramuricea clavata, 6588 nucleotides. The record is from the annotation of a GenBank genome assembly. NCBI's taxonomy places the organism in Eukaryota, Metazoa, Cnidaria, Anthozoa, Malacalcyonacea, Plexauridae.
AUGGAAAAGGAGCUCAUUUGUAUGGUUUGUGAAAAACCAUUUCAAACUCCAGUGAUUCUGCCUUGCACGCAUCACGCUUGUCUAUACUGCGCUGAAACUUUGAUUUCAUACUCUGAUGUGAUGGGUAAAGCAACCGAGGAGAACUGCGAGGCUGAACAGAACGAGGGCCUUGGCAGUGGAAAGGUAGCUAUGGUCUCUUGCCCCGCUUGCGAGAAGAAAAUAUGCAUUGGCAACUGUGAUGUGUAUUCUUUCCCAAAGGAUAAAAUUUUAGAAAAACUUGUGAAUCGAUCUUUUGGAGCAACUUCCGAUAUCCUUUGCCAAAUGUGUGAUGGUAUUCCCCCAAAUGCCGGGACUAUAUCAUGCGAGCAGUGCGAUAUAACCUAUUGCGAGACGUGUUGUAGAACUUAUCACCCUCGUCGAGGGCCUCUGGCCUCGCAUAUGUUAGUAUCACCUUCUAGUCUUGGUAAAGCGAGACAAGAUGUGAUGAAAUGCAGCCAUCAUCGAGAGGAGAAUAUCAGUAUGUAUUGCGUUAAGUGCAAGACUACCGUCUGUUAUCUUUGCGUGGAUAGAGGCAAACAUCGCAAGCAUGAUGUCAAAGCACUUGGCGAAAUGUUCAAGGAACAGAAGGUUAGCCAUAGAAUCUUGAAUGAUCUGUGCCAUUGUAGGUAGUCCCAAUAAUAACAAAACUUCGGUUGAUAGGAACGCCACUAUACCUGAAAAAUACAAGGAGAAUUUCGACGUUUCGAGCGAAGACCCGGCUUCUAACUUCUCGACCUUCGCCUUCGCUCGAAACGUCGAAGUUCUCCUUGUAUUUUUCUGGUAGUGGCAUCCCUAUCAACCGAAGUUUAGUGAGGAUGAGUUUAGAAAAUCUUCUUAAGAUAACCUAAGGCGAAUCAAGAAAAAGAAAGCUAACUUCUCCAACUAUUAAACAUCUUACUAUGGCACUCCAAUCUUCUUAUGCCCAGCUUUAGAGCGAGGUUGAAUUAUUGCAGUUAAACUUUUUUUUAAAAAAUGCUAGAUUGUGCAGGUUUGUUACAACAUCGAGCAUUGUCUUAGUUGCUGGAAAUUCGAAUGAACACGUCAAAAUAAACAACAUAGAACUCAUGCAAGUAUGUUUAGCAGACCAAUUUGCAAAGAAUUUCACAAAGCUACUAACUGACCGCAAAAGUUAAUUGAAAAUUUGUACAACUUAAAUCCUUAUAAAAGUACACGUGAAACAUGACACAAAUUAUUUACGCUAUUCUGUACCAUAUAGCAGAAACUAUUCUCUACAACAGUUGGCUUUAAUAUGGCCUGGGUAUGUGAAACAAAUACCUUAUAUACUGUCAUAGCUGAUUAGUAAUAAGACAAAUAAGGCAGGUGUACUCGGUUUGUUUUGAACAGAUGAUUCAUUCUCAAAUCAUGUGGCUAUCUAUUGUCGGCUCUGCACAUUGUUGUAUGUACAUUUAGUCAUGAACCGCAACAUUGUCGCCAAAACACACAAUAAACGCACCGCCCACGAAUUGUUUGCAAAGUGUAGCGUUGUUGUUUCCGAUCCCUUAGCGUGAACACGCUGCCCUUAGCGUGAACACGCUGUGAAAACGUAAAGAGUAAAACAAAAAUCUCAAUAAUUGAUAAUGUUUGUCUUAACUCUGUGGAGAUGUUUGUCUUCACUUUACGUGUGCCCUUAGAUAAAUAACUUGUUGUUUGAAAUAUACUUAAUUUGUAAACGCGAAUUAUUCUGAUUUAAUGCUAGAAUAAUCUAUACAGACAAUACUAUUAUUGUCUUUUUAAUCCCAAACAACAAAAGCUGAUUUGUACAGGCUUAGCCAGUACUGAAGAAAAAUUGAAACGACUCGGAAAAACAUAUUAAUGAAAUAGACUGGACUAGAGAAUAUAUGUUCGCAUUUAAAAACGUAUUGUCCACAAAACGUGUGCACAAUUUAUAGUAACAGCUUAUUUUCAUUGAAUCAUUAUCAUGCUACGGAAAAAAUAGAAAGAAUACAUGCAAACAUAGAAAUAUCCAUCCCCCACAAUCCAAACUAUUGUACGUAGAACUCUGCUCUGUAGAGGUUCAAAAACAUGCUUGUCAAAGGCGUCAAAAGCAACGGGUGGAAUUGAAAGGAAAUAACAACAUAUACAUACAUUGAUCGAGUAUUGAUCGACCUACGUCCUGUUGCCAGUUAUAUAUAGCAAUUCGUCCUGUUGCCUAUAUAGCAAUUCUUCUUUCUUUGUUUUUGUAAUUCUGUAUGAUCUAGUAAUGUUUAUCUGUACAGUAUAUUCUUUCUAAAAUCCCGCCCCUCAUGGAAAUCAGCUCUGAGUUGUUGAGGCCAGCGUGCAUAAAUAAAUUUUUGUAUAUAUGUAUGCAUGUACGUUUAUAGAACCAAGACUAUCUACCUUUUUUAUUUAUACUGGAUGGAUAGCUCUGAAGGGAAAUUAUAAUCAACUAUAAUCAGACAACGUGUAUAUUUGAGGCCCUUGCCCGCUGAUAGAGGUGAAAGAGCCAUGCACGUGCUCAGGACUGUCAUACCAACACUUUAGGGAUGCGUACCUUAUAUAGACCUGACAUGCGCAAUGGAAACCCUUUACAUAUCAGGAAAUUAAUUUGUUUAGGUGGAACUCACAGGAAACCUAAAACAUUUGUGCGAGAAAGAGAAAGAACUACAAAGUUUUAUUGGAAAAUUAAAUGAGAAACGUGUGGACAUUCAGGUAAAUUCUCUAUUGCUCGUUUGCAAUCGACGCCAUCUUGGUUGAUUUUCGCGGCAACUAAAAAUGUAUAUUCUUCAUUCUUUGUCGUAUUGUGCCAGAAAUCGUAAACUAUCCAUAAUACAGUAAGAUGUUUUCAAAACAAACCAAAAAUAUUAACUAGUAACGAUGUAAACGACUGCACAACACUUUAAAAUCAACCAAGAUGGCGUCAUGUGCAAGUAAAGAAUUCCAGCCUAUCGUUUGAAAGUGGAAAAGCUCUGCUACAAUACCGUGGAGACUCAAACACGUCACUAAGGCUACGUUGACACAAAACCGGAUAGCUUUCUGCAGCGGCGCGAAAAAACACCUAUCUGAUACGGAAUGUACAACUUUCAGAAGCUGAGCGAAACAACGUCUCUCUGUUGCAAUAAUUUCUCUGAAAAUAACGUUCCUAAAACAGUAAAAGGUGUUUUUCACGUCGCUACGAAAAGCUAUCCGCUACAGUGUCAACGUAGCCUUAGUCAUCAUCAGUGACUCAUGGACAACAUAGGGAUACUACAGAAGGAAAUUGGUAUACCUGGAGAAAACCUGCGGAGUUGAACUGGAAGCACUGUUCUGACAUGCGACGAUGGUGAUAGCUAGAUAGUAUACUUCAAAAUAAGGUUUCCGUUUUAAUAGCGUAGAAAAAACUAUCCUAACGCAAAACUAAACCCUAACCCUAAUACUAACCCUCACUCUAACCCUAACCUAACCCUAACCUAAACCCUAACCUAACCCUAACUUAUUUUAGUUAUUUUAAAAAUCGAUAUAAAAACGGAAACCUUAUUUUGGAGUAUACUAUCUAGCAAUUGCCAUGCGACGAUAGGAUAAGUUCUGUUCUGAGGAUAAGUCUUAUAAUCAGACAAUUGCAUAUUUCAAGAAUGACACAUUAACUAACCGCUCAACAUUCCACAAAAAUCGACUCCGUUCUCCUCUUAGGAAAAUGGUUUGGAUUUCGAAGCAAGCGUUGUGGCUCAAUGCGACUCCUUGAUAAGAUUUAUCGAAGGAAAGAAAGUAGAGCUUCUCCAAGUUGUCACAACGGAAAUAAACAAGAAAAUCAAGAAUUUGAAUAAUCAAAUCAAAGACUGUGAAGGAAAAGCGUACGAAGCAAAAGGAUUGACUGAGUACACCAUGGAAGUCUUAAGAGAAGUCGAUCCUUCCUCCUUUCUUUUGGUAAGAGUAUGAAGAUACACGUAUAAUAACAAUUCUCCCAACAGUUGAAGGGGAUGGAAGGGGGUAGAAGCCGGUGGAAGGGGUGAAAUGGGAUGGAAGGGGGGUGGGGCGGAAGGAGGCAGAAAAAGGUCGGGUGGUCUCCAAUAUUUUCAUAGAUUCUGAAAGAUAACGAGGUUUCUUAAACCAUAAAAGACUGAUAUAUAUUUCAAUAAAAACAGGUUUGAAGACUGAAAUUUGCAGGAACAAAAUUGCACCCUCUAUAGAGAUGUGAUUUUCGUACAACGACGCAACACAAACACUAAAAUGCAAUACUAUACAACAGCCUGUUCACGAAAGGUCUCCGUAUAUAUAAUAAGUCCAACAUGCAUAUACCGUUGUUCAACCAAUCCUAUACAGUACAGCUUUCUAGAAUAUAGCUGCCUCCUUCAUGUAUAAGCCCGUGGGAAAUGCUUACGACUGAAUUUAAACCCUGCCAAGCUUAGAUUUGUAUACGUUUCGUUAUUAUUUAGUACCUCAAUCGCAAUGUAAAUUCCAAUGCAUUUUUUUGUUCGCACCACUAGGUUUCAAACUCUGUGAGCCAAAGGUAAGUUCAACUUUUACACACAAUUUUACACGAGGCAGAGAAGUACAAAAUUUACAUUUUGAUCCAAAAUUUUCUGCGACGUAAAGAAGUUGAGAUGUGAGAUCUUCGUUUCAGAGUGCUGACAUCACAACGAGACUGGUAUAAAGACUUCACAAUGGAACCAUCCACAUCAAGCGACAUCAAUCUGACGUUAGAUUUGACUGGAAUACACGAAGCGUUGCAAGAUAUGAAUUUUUAUGAGUUGAAAGGUUAGACAAUAAAAGAUUAUUAUUGAUUCUUGCCUCUGGGGAAAACGUGCCAGGUAUUAUAUAGAUUCUCGGUUGACUGACCCCCCUCCUCCCCAUACUAUGGUACAAGUUGGUAGAUGGGUGGAGGAGGUACAGUGUUUAUAGUCCACGUGCUUUUCACGUUUGUGACACAAGUCCGAUCCUUGCAAUAAAUUAGAUGCAGUUGUAACACCAAUAUUUUACCUCAGUUAAAUGCGCAGGCCGCAGGUAUCUCUUGAUAUUCCGGUUAGCCCCUAUAGAGGAGAAACCUCGAGAGAAAACAGUUUAGAACUGAUUAAGCUAUGCUAUGCAGUAUAAACAAAGGUAUACGACAGUUUGGUUUAGUUUAAAUUAGUUUGAUGGACAAAAUGGCCAUCGUCACUAAGAUUACCUUCGUGUUUCGUUUGUGCAAGCUAUGUCAUUUUUGUCUUAUAAAAAUUUUUGAAUCAAUUUAGCUCCACCGGCACCGGAAUUUUUACCAGACCAAUGUUCAGUGCUGGACGACAAGAUGAUCUUAACAUGGCGACCAGUAAAACACGGGAACCCACAAGGCUUUGUGGUGGAAAUUGAUGAUGGCUCUGGCGGGAAUUUUACAGAAGUGUACAGCGGAAAUAAAACAAGAUGUACCGUCAGUGGUCUGCAGUUUGAUUCCACGUACAGAGCGAGGGUUAGGGCGUACAGUAGUGCUGGUGAAAGUCAGUCCAGCGACGUCGUGUACCUAGGAACACCAGAUGGUAAGAAACUCCUUUGUUGGUUUCUAUGGCGAUAAGUGUUAUUGAUUUAAUAUUGUUUCAAGGUAAUUCGACCCAAAACUUAUACUGUUCUAAAUUGGUUUCCCUAAAGGUCCAUUGAGGACCAUCAUCAAAUGGUCUUAAUACAGGAGGAAACUGGAACACCAACUAAAUUCCUGACAAAGGGCCUUCGCUCGAAACGUCGUCGUUCUGCUUAUGUUUGUCAUGCAGGUAGUUGCAGCUUUUUCCCAAUCCACAGCUGUCUUAUUAUCAUCACUACACUGGCACCCACCGUUCGACAUGUGAUAAGCACCGUGCCAACAAUCGCCUGUAUUCUAAAAGCUCACUCACACUCACAGAGUGGAGGUUCAAUCUGAGCUUGCGUUGAGUGUCAAUGCUGUUUUAAUAGCUGGAGGGUGAGUAUGACACUAGCUAUUCAAAAACAGCACUGACACUCAAGGGAAGCUCAGAUUGAACCUCCACUCUUUGAGUGUGAGCUUUUAGAAUACAUGUGUAAAUGACUUGAAUUAUUAUGACUUCGUCUUGUUGAAGAAAUAGAAAGAUGAGUCAUAAUAUUUAUCUAAACGGACUAAGCAAUCUUCUUCCAUUUUCAGUUGCCUGUUUCACAUUCGACCCAGAGACCGCUCCCUCAGGAGUCGUCCUGACACACGAAAACGAUACAGUCAGCUGUAACUGCAGCGAAAACCGCGUGGUCCUGGGAAACAUUGGCUUCUCAAAGGGAAUACAUUAUUGGGAAAUCACAAUCGACAAGUAUACGAGCAAUCCCGAUCCCGCGUUCGGCGUUGCCCGAGCGGAUACCGAGAAGAACACGAUCCUGGGCAAAGACACCAAAGCUUGGUCGAUGUAUGCUGACGCGAGCCGAAGUUGGUUUCGACACAAUAACGCGCAUUUUCAACGCCACCUUGGCGGGAUUGAGACGGGGGCUGUCGUAGGAGUGUUACUAGAUGUGAAUUCUUUUAGCUUGACUUUCUUCCUCAAUGAUGAAGAGAGAGGGUCCAUACAAUUGCCAAGCAGUGAUGAGAUGUUUUAUCCUGCCGUCAGUUUGAAUAGGAAUGUACAGUUAUCAUUGCAAUCUGGUUUGCGACCUCCUGAUUGUUCUACGGCAUAA